This is a messenger RNA of Tetrahymena thermophila SB210, 675 nucleotides long. Its product is annotated as transmembrane protein, putative. The record is from RefSeq and is a predicted model, not a curated record. The transcript has a single exon. Lineage: Eukaryota; Ciliophora; Oligohymenophorea; Hymenostomatida; Tetrahymenidae.
AUGUUCUGGAUAAUUUUUUCAGUCUUCUUUGCAGUUUUAUUUUCUAUAUUUUUCUUGAUCCCUGACUCAUCAAACAAAAAAAAUGACUAAAAUAAUAUGUAAAAUAAGCUAAAUGAAUCUUCUAAAAAGUAGCAAUUAUCAAGCAUUCAAAAAAAUAUGAAUUCUUAAUAUAGCACUUAUUCUAAGAUUCUAGUUGAAAUGAGUUAAAAAAAGUAAAAUGAAGUUAACAAUAAUCAAAAGAAGAAGGUUACAAUUCACUUAAAUGGUCUUUUGAAAUCUCCUAUUGAAGCAUCCUUAUUCAUUUCUCAAAUAAAAAGCGUUUUUGAUGAACAUUAGAUUCUUUUUGUUUAUUCUACUGAGGAUUGUGAUUAAAUAACAUAAAAAUUAGUUGAAUCUUUAAAGCAAGAAUUUAAAAAAGCAAGUUUUAUUAAUAGCAAAACUACUGAAGGUAUUUAGUCUGUUUUAAGAUAAUUAAAUCCUAGAUUACAUAUAGAAUCCUAAACUAAUGUAGUAGCAGUUAUGAAGUAGCAUUUGCUUAGAAUAGUAUAUAUAUGCAGUGAAAAAUCUAAAUGGGAUAAUCUCUCAAAUUUAUAUAACUAAAAGAAUAAUAUUUACUUUAAAGAAGAUUAUAAUGAUGCAAUCAAUAGUAUAUCUUAAUUGUUAAAGCAAAAUUGA